AUGAAAUUGACGGUUGUGGCAUAUCUGAUUGUGGCCACUAUCGUCCUCGUCUUCCUCACCUUAACACCAACUUCCCGCCACCACCACCACCACCACCGUCACAUAGGUCGCCGCCUGGGACACAAGCAUGCACCGUUCGAUCCGUUGGUUGGGAAGUUGGAGAGAUUAAUGGAAGAAAGAUCAUCUGGUGGAGGAGCAAUUGAUAAUGGAAACCAUCAUCAUAGUUUAAGCAGUGUUACUACUGGGAAUAAUUGGGAUUCAUUUUCCGGCAAUGAUGGUGAUGAAUUGGAUAGAGAAGAAGAAGAGUAUUUAAGGGAUGAGGAGGUGUCGUUUAACAUAACAAAGAGGCUGUUAACUAUGUUUCCUCUAAUAGAUAAGGAUCCUAAGGAUGGUUAUAUUAGUUUGAAGGAACUUGAGAAUUGGAAUGUGGAAAGAGCUGUUGAACGUUUGAAUUAUAAGACCAUGAAGGAGAUGAGGCUACAUGAUUUGGAUGGAGAUGGCUCUCUUAGUCUAUCUGAAUGUCUCCAUCGGUUCUCCCUUACAAAUCUAGAGAAAAAUGACAUGGCUCCUGGCCAAGCUGGAUGGUGGAAGGAGCAAUUCAGUAUUGCAGAUGCAGAUGGCAAUGGAUUUCUCAACUUUGCUGAACUAAAUGAUUUCUUGAACCCUAAAGAUAGUGAAAAUGAAGAAAUUCAAGUAUGGUUGUUAAGAGAAAAGAUUAGGUACAUGGGCAAUGAUAAGGAUGGAAAACUCAAUUUUGUCGAGUUUCGUGAUCAUGCAUAUGACAUUUACAAGUUUCAUGCUGAAUAUGAAUAUAAUGUAAAUGAUAUACCCAAGCCUGAACAAAAAUUUGCAGAGCUUGACUUUAACCAUGACAAAUUUUUGACAGUAGAAGAAUUGUUACCCAUACUACAUCAGCUUUACCCGGGAGAAAUCACUUAUGCUACAUACUAUGCAAAGUAUCUAAUUCGCGAGGUUGAUGCUGAUAAAGAUGGGAAGCUUACAAUUAAUGAAAUGCUCAAUAAUGAAGAAAUUUUUUACAGCAAAGUGUUUGAGAAAGAAUUCGAUAACGAAGAGGACAAUGAAGAUGAUGAUUUUGACGAUGAUGACGAUUAUUAUUUUCAUGAUGAGUUUUGAUGAACCUUUCACUAUUAUUUCUUUUAGUUCAAGUCAUUUGGUAGGAUUAUUCCCCACUUUGGCUGUGUGUGGAUUAUGGAUGUGUAAUAUCAGUGUAAAUAGGUUGGAGCAAAUGUUAGUUACUGCUA
This is a messenger RNA of Telopea speciosissima, 1262 nucleotides long. Its product is annotated as calumenin. The record is from RefSeq and is a predicted model, not a curated record. Gene Ontology annotation, cellular component: endoplasmic reticulum. NCBI's taxonomy places the organism in Eukaryota, Viridiplantae, Streptophyta, Magnoliopsida, Proteales, Proteaceae. The coding region runs from base 1 to 1134 and encodes 377 amino acids. Gene Ontology annotation, molecular function: calcium ion binding. The transcript has 7 exons.